Messenger RNA from Knipowitschia caucasica, 564 nucleotides. NCBI's taxonomy places the organism in Eukaryota, Metazoa, Chordata, Actinopteri, Gobiiformes, Gobiidae. The record is from the annotation of a GenBank genome assembly.
AUGAGCGACCAGAACGUCAUCAAGGAGGGCUGGGUCCAGAAACGAGGAGAGUACAUAAAAAACUGGCGACCGAGGUAUUUUCUGCUGAAGACGGACGGUUCUUUCAUCGGAUACAAAGAUAAACCGCAGGACUCGGACCUGGCCUAUCCACUCAACAACUUCUCUGUAGCAAAAUGUCAGCUGAUGAAGACGGAGCGACCCAAACCCAACACGUUUAUCAUCCGCUGUCUGCAGUGGACCACGGUCAUCGAGAGGACUUUCCACGUGGACACUCCGGACGAGAGGGACGAGUGGGCGGAGGCGAUCACGAUGGUGGCCGAGUCUUUGGCGAAACAGGAGGAAGAGGGAAUCCUGUGCAGCCCGUCGUCACAGAUCGAAAACGUCAACGAGGAGGAGAUGGACACGACCAUCAGCCACUACAAGAGGAAGACAAUGAACGACUUUGACUAUCUGAAGCUGCUGGGGAAAGGCACGUUUGGGAAAGUGAUCCUGGUGCGAGAGAAGGCCAGCGGGACGUACUACGCUAUGAAAAUACUCAAGAAGGAGGUCAUCAUCGCCAAGUAG